AUGAGGAAGAAGCUGGGCACCCGGUUCCCCGCGGCACGGAUCAAAAAGAUAAUGCAAGCAGAUGAGGAUGUUGGCAAAAUUGCACUGGCUGUGCCUGUUUUAGUUUCGAGAGCCCUUGAAUUGUUUCUGCAAGAUUUGAUUGACCGCUCAUACAAAAUUACUCUUCAAAGUGGUGCAAAGACACUGAAUUCCUUCCACCUGCUCCAAAGAGGAACCAGAAUAUGGAAAGCUGACGAGUACAAGAAAAACAUUGGGAAAUUAUUGUCAAGGCUCAAGAUGUAUCAGCAGAUGCUCAGAAAGCAAUGUGUGAAGAGGUACAGCUCUUUUGACUUCCUAACUGAGAUUGUCAACAAGGUGCCAGAUCUCGGUGGCGGUGAAUCUUGUGGAGAUGAAAGAGGAUUACCCAGAAGAAGGAAAUUUUCAAAUGGAAGCGACCCAGAGAAUGAGGAGCCCCGAUCUAGCAAAAUGCCCAUAAGAAGCUUGAACACUAGUCCCAGAGGACGAGGCAGAGGUCGAGGAAGAGGGCGAGGGCGGCCUCCAACCAAGAGAAAGGAAAUUGGUUAUGUACAGUUUGAGGAUGAGAGCAGCAUGUUUGCUGAACAAAGUGAACCCUUGCCAGGAGAUGAGAUAGUUCCAGAGACCAACCGUGGCAAUGAGAUUAUUCCCCAAAGCUCACAUCCUUUAGUGGAGGCUCCAUCGGUCGUGACGCCAGCUGUGAUUUCAAAGGUUGAAAAAGCCACCAACCAUCAGCCAGAUUUGCCUAUGCCAGAUGCCAUUGGAGGCAUUGGUGUUGGACCGUCCAGUUUUGGACAUCUGACAGUGCAGGUUGAUGAGGAAGAGGACUACGAUAAUGAGGAUUAG
Molecule: messenger RNA, 861 nt
Organism: Triticum turgidum subsp. durum (durum wheat)
Lineage: Eukaryota; Viridiplantae; Streptophyta; Magnoliopsida; Poales; Poaceae
Source: the annotation of a GenBank genome assembly